Messenger RNA from Torulaspora delbrueckii, 1140 nucleotides. It is a transcript of the gene PPE1, whose product is annotated as phosphoprotein phosphatase methylesterase 1. Gene Ontology annotation, biological process: protein demethylation. The record is from RefSeq and is a predicted model, not a curated record. Gene Ontology annotation, molecular function: protein methylesterase activity. Bases 1 to 1140 code for a protein of 379 amino acids. The transcript has a single exon. Lineage: Eukaryota; Fungi; Ascomycota; Saccharomycetes; Saccharomycetales; Saccharomycetaceae.
AUGGCUGGUAGCGAUUUAAGAAGAAAAGCUGUUCUGAGACAUUUGGAUUUGGUAGGGCAAUCUUCCCCAGAAGAAGAGGAAAAGGAUGCACUAGGCGAACUGCCUUCCCUGGGCAAUCAUGAACUGAAGAUACAUCAUAGACCUGUGAAUGAUGGAUAUGACAAUGAAAAUGAAGCAGUUUUAGGAUGGAAUGAUUUCUUCGAUCAUCAAGAGCGCAUUAGGGUCGAGGAGAGGAAUUUUGAGUUUAAUACGUAUUACAGCUUACCAAAAUCACUAGAGGAACCAUCAGUUCCAGUCUUUGUAUUCCAUCAUGGUGCAGGAUCAUCAGGGCUUACUUUUGCUAAUCUUUCUAAGAAGAUGGAGGAAAAGACAGAUGGAAGAUGUGCAGUUUUCGCCUUUGAUGCCAGAGGUCAUGGUCAAACAAGACCAAUUGACUCAGAGAAGGAUGUCAGUUACGCACUCAGUGAAUUUGUUAAAGAUUUCGUUACAUUGCUGGACCGUUUUUUUAAUAGUCACCUCAGCGGAUUGGCUGCAACGAGGCUGUCGAUCAUACUAGUCGGACACUCAUUAGGUGCUAGCAUAUGUACUUUUUCCCAUUCUGAGCUAACGACAGAAACCAAGAAACGAUUAGUUGGAAUUUGCAUGCUUGAUAUUGUGGAGGAAGCUGCCAUAAAGGCCCUGGAAAAGGUGCACACAUUUUUACUCUCAACACCAAAUGUCUUUGCAAAUUACGAAGAGGCUAUUGACUGGCAUGUCAGUCAUGGAUUGUCAAGGUGCAGGGAAAGUGCACAGGUAGCCAUUCCAGCACUAUUCACUGGGACCAAAUCAGGCAAGAUCAUGCGAAUAACGAACUUGAAGGAUUUCCAACCUUACUGGGACACUUGGUUCAAGGGCCUCUCACAACGGUUUGUCUCAUCACCAACAGCCAAACUGCUACUGUUAGCCGGUAAUGAAAAUCUAGACAAGGAGUUAAUAAUCGGUCAGAUGCAAGGAAUGUAUCAACUCGUUGUGUCUCAAGAUUCGGGCCAUUUUAUCCAGGAAGAUGAACCGAUCAAAACAGCAAUAACGUUAAUAGAUUUUUGGAAACGAAACGACUCACGAUCUACAGUCAUCAAAAGCAACUGGGGAAAGAGGAACUAA